Molecule: messenger RNA, 1668 nt
Organism: Aphanomyces invadans
Lineage: Eukaryota; Oomycota; Saprolegniomycetes; Saprolegniales; Verrucalvaceae
Exons: 4
Coding region: 21-1451 (476 amino acids)
Cellular component (GO): intracellular membrane-bounded organelle; membrane
Molecular function (GO): heme binding
Source: RefSeq, a predicted model, not a curated record
CGAAGGCCCAUAUCACGAGCAUGCCGUGGGUUGCCAACAACAACCAAGCGGGUGAGUUCCGCCUGCCGACGCAUGCGGCCUUCCUCAAAAACAUGCAGGCGUCGCUAUCGCCAACGCAAACGUUCCGUGCGCAAGAGUACGAACACAAUGCGCCGUUUUGUGUCUUCCUGCACCCAUCGCAUGCUCCACCCCAAUCCUCCGAGUCGUUGUUCGUGUAUCCCCGAACUUAUGCCCAGUUUGUGUCCCAAGUGUGCUUCCUCGACGAAGUUCCUGAGGACGCAAUCUGGUGCAGCGCUGAGCAAUUGAUCAACCUGGAAUUGUGUGACGGCCAAGAGGCGACGUGGCGAUGGUAUAAUCCAACGCAAGACCCACUGGCAGCAUCCAUCACGUUUGAAAUCCGUCCCCUUGUCAGCACUGAAGGCGGUGCCGAUUCCAUCGUUGUGGACGUUUCCGCCGUCAAAUCGCGACUCGCCCAGCUUGGACACGGUAAAAUCCUGACGGAAAACGAACGUGUGGUAUUGCGCAUGACCGACGACGACGACCGUCCCUUCUUUCUUCGAGUGGUGCAUCUGGAAGGCCACGAUCCCAACGAAACCGAAUUCACCAUGCCUUACGUGUUUCGAGGACGCGUGGACGCCGCAACGACGGCGAUUUUUCUCGUCAAGGAGAAUCCCGACAGCGAAGAGUACGAUUUGUUUCACGACAACCCCACCGACACCGACCAAGCCCUGCCACCGUCAUACAAGGGGUCUGUCGUCGAUGUGUACACAAACGAUGACGAGAUGUUCCCCGUCAAAAAGAAACUCUUGUGGCCGUGCAUCAAGCUCACGUCCGCCGUCAUGGCCGGCCACGGCGUCCACAAGGACAAGGAGAGCGUCGUUCACGUCGACGUGGACUGCCUUACAUUUGAUCGCGUGUUACUGUACCUGGAGCACGUGGCACUGCACCCUGACGAGACAUUUCAGUUCGAUCCGCACUUUACCGAUGGACUACUGCAUGCCGCGCGCACCGUCGGCUGUCAGGGGCUCGAGGAUUUGUGCCGCAUGAAGAUGGGCGAAUUUGAAUCCCGUGUGCGGAAACAAGCUAUCAAGUACAGUUACGUCGUGGAGCGCAACCUUGUCGGCAACGAGUUUUGGCUUAUCAUGGACGGCAUGGUCCUGGAUAUCACGCGGUGGCUGCCCGAGCACCCAGGCGGGUCCGAGCUCAUUCCGAAGGAGGCACUCAACGUCGAUUGUGUCGGCAUGUUUGAAGUCUUUCACGCGUCCAAAGCGUCGUUCCGGUACCUCAAGCAGUUUUACAUUGGCGAACUCGGCGACAAGGAGCGGGGGCUGUGCCCGAACGGCCAUACUCACAAGGAGAUUCCCAUUCCAUCGCUUGGGUUUAUGGACGAGUUUAGGCGGUACACAACGUGGCGAAUUACGCCCGAAGAAGCCGUGCACAUCAGUUUUUAAAGCUGAUACUGGUGCUGUUGCUGAUGCUGACCAGCGCUACUUGACGAGAGGGACAUGAAGGGCGCGGCCAUGUGCGGGGGCUUGUGCAUGGAGCUUGUGUGUCGUGCAGUGGCGUUCUCAUUCGAAAUGAAUGCAGGUGGUGGCUUGAGUAAUGCGAGAAAUUGAGCGACCGCACUCUCCGUAGUGGCAGUGUUGCCGCCAUUGCCCAAGUCUUCGC